This is a messenger RNA of Mollisia scopiformis, 2049 nucleotides long. RefSeq lists its product as uncharacterized. Lineage: Eukaryota; Fungi; Ascomycota; Leotiomycetes; Helotiales; Mollisiaceae. The record is from RefSeq and is a predicted model, not a curated record. The transcript has a single exon. Bases 1 to 2049 code for a protein of 682 amino acids.
AUGUCUGAUGAAGGGUACAACAUUACAGAAGACAGAAGCUGCACAAUAACAACUCCAUUUGGCAGGACGAUAACUUGGACCCCAAGACCUCAUACUCUCUUCCCACGGCUGCCUGCAGCACCCACACCGCCCAACAGUCCAGUUGAGGAGCGGAGUCCUGAACAGUGGUCCAACGGCUUCUAUGGUUAUUCCGGAGUUGUAGUUGGGAAGGCAGAGGAAAGUGGCGCCACCAGAUCAGGAAGAAAAGGAAGCAAAGCAAAACGAAUCUUGGAAAAAGUUAGGACAUUGAAGUCGAAGUUCACGACUCGGCUACGUAUGCAUCCCGAUCGUCCUUAUUUUGGCGAGCGAGGGGAUUCAUUAAAUUACACAACACAAAACUUCGCUUUUACAACAUCAUCGAGCAACAUUGCUACGCUGACCAGAAGAUCGAAGAGCGGAAUGAUGAACAGGAUGCGCGAAUACUGGCAGCCUGUUAAUAGAUCAAUUCCGAAAGAAAACGCGUCCAAAACGGCCAAGAGGGAAAGGCCGUGGAGAAGAUUCACGCAAUGGAAUAGCGCCACUUCCGACACUGAGUCAAACCUUACUGAAGACUGCACAUACAAACAAAUCUUGAACAAUCCUCUUACUUCUAACAAACCCAUCAUGAUACAAAGAGCCCGCUCCGACAACUCCGACACCGGUGGUAGCAUGACUUGCCAGCCUCCAAGCGCGUUGGAUUGCGCGUAUACCACAAGAUCUAGACAUUACGAACAACAAGCGGAAGAAAUGAUCGCAGCAUCGCUUUCAACCGCUGAUGAAUUUCCUGAAGAGAAAGACUCAAAAGCGAAAUGCAACCACAAAGGAUGGAGACUCUGCUGUUUACGCAAAAGAGACAAAACCCCCGCGGAAGAGCAAGAGCAAGACCCAUCUGGUCAAGGCGCAGGAAACACAGCCAUACCUGAAGACGCGGAAUAUCUGACUACGUAUUCCGAUUCUGGGUCAAUCGUGAAUAUUGCGCUCGAGAGCCCUAUAAUCGACGACAGUCUAAUGAUCCGCAAGACAUAUGACCUUCGCACAUUGGACUAUUCACUUUCGGAGGGACAGUAUGGACAACACAAAACCAAGCAGAACAGCAAUCUUCGGGUUCCUCGUCUUGCGGCAAGACAACGACAAGUCUCAUCUGACGAAUCCGACGAAUCCGACAAACCUGAAUUGUCUCCCCACUUCGACGAUCAAGAUCUUGCAAUGGACGAUGAGAUCAGCGAUUUGGACCUGGACCUGUCUGAUCCCUCUGUUCCUGUCCACCAGCCAUUGGAUCGCAAAGCACUCGCUGCUCGUCUUGGGUCCUUGCCAAAGCUGAGAAUUCCCACGUCUCCGCAAAGCGCGAACACCCUCAUUCAGCGACAAUCGAGAGAUAUGGAAGAGAUCUCUGAGAAAGUAUCAAGCUUGGAUAUCGAUGAGCCAGCCAUUGAAAGCGUGUACCAUGACGCGGAGGAGGAGAGGACAGUGGAGGACAACAAGUUGAAGGCGGACCUCAAGGAGGCUAUUGGAACACCUUUGCUUGACCGAGUCGCUAGAGAAGGCUCACAACCACAGGCCCUCCGAAACCUUCUAGAGAAUCCAGCCACUGAGGCUAUUGACGGAUCGUAUGUCGAAGUAUCGCCAGACACGUACCUCAGUUCCAGCCCCGUAUACCUUUGCGUCGCACACCCAUCUCUCGACGACUUUGUCGAUGAGUUCCGCCCAACUAGCCCCAGAAUUGGAAAUUAUCCAGCCCUCGACAGCUCGGCUACUUCCAUCGACUUUGGCUUUCACCCAACAAUUGAGACGAUGCCUGAUUCUUGGAGCGAAGAAUCUGAAUCUGCCAUGGAAUUCCCAUCCGAGACCACUCAUAGCCAAGAGGGUAGGACCUGGAGAGACUUUUCAGCUGCAGAUCUACCCAUGGGAAGAGUCGACGAGCAAUCGUCGAGAUUUGCUAGGGUUAGGGAGGCUCAAGAGUCUUGCAGACCUUCUUCUUUGGCAAAUGGUCGACGCUCUGAUGAUUCGAUUAGCUCGGUGGAGGCUCACUGA